AGAGUCAUGGUCGACCAAUCAACACCAGUAUAGGGAAGACGAACCAGUUGCGAACGAUACAAGGCACCGGGUCGUCGAUACUCUAUAGUCUACACAUUACUGUUCCUGGUGGCCUUCUCUCUAAAGACGACAUCUUAACCUACUCCAACGAUCACGACGGUCCAAACUGUCAUGAUUUACCCAAAAAACUCUUCUCGAAUGUCGGCUGAUAUUGCUGCUUUGAUUUUCUUCAUUUGUAUUCUGGCGGGUCGUUUAGAUCCUUAUAUAUAGUAAAUGGAAGGUCAAGAAGCUCCACAAAUGCUUAGCCAGCCAUGUUUGUCAAGCUCUCUGUUCUCCUAUGGCUACUAGUCCUUCUGGCACUAGCAGAAGCGCAAGGCCUUAGUUUCAUCUACAAUAGUGGAUUCAAUGGCCGUUCUGGUCGUAAUCUUACUCUAGACGGCAUAGCAGAAAUCACAGCCAACGGUCUGUUGAAGCUUACAAAUGAUACAAAACAGAAAAGCGGCCAUGCCUUCUACCCUAACCCAGUAACCUUCAAGAACUCAGACAGCGGCUCUGCUUUCUCCUUCUCCACCAACUUUGUCUUUGCCAUUCGAUCAGAGUACGCUAGACUCAGCGGCCAUGGGAUCGCUUUUGUUAUCUCUCCCACGACAGGCUUCCCCGGAGCUCGGCCGAGCCAGUACUUGGGCCUCUUCAGCGAAACCAACAACGGCAACUCGACCAAUCACGUUUUUGCUGUGGAGCUCGAUACGAUUCAGAGCACGGAGUUUGGUGACAUCAACGAUAACCAUGUUGGGAUCGACAUCAAUGGCUUGAACUCUACCAGUAAAGCUCCAGCUGGUUAUUUUAGUGGUGGGUUCAAAAAGAACUUGACUCUUAUCAGUGGUAAAGAAAUGAGAGUUUGGGUUGAUUAUGAUGGCACCAAGAAGCAAAUUGAAGUUACUUUGGCUCCAAUUGAUGUUGCAACUAAACCCCCAACUCCACUUCUGUCAUAUCCUUAUGACCUUUCCCCAGUUCUCAGAAGAAGCAUGUAUGUUGGCUUUUCGUCUUCAACUGGCUCAGUCCUCACAUCCCAUUAUGUAGUGGGUUGGAGCUUUAGGAUGAAUGGCCAAGCAGAAGACCUUACAGCUUCCAAACUUCCGAAGCUGCCUACCAUUCCAGGUAAAAAGAGGUCCAUGCUUUUCACCUUUGGUUUGCCUCUGAUUUCAGUGAGUGUGGUCUUGCUAUUAGUUUCUGGUGUGCUCUAUGUCAUAAGAAGGAAGAGGAAGUAUGCAGAAGUGCUUGAAGAUUGGGAGCUAGAGUAUGGUCCUCAAAGGUUCAAGUACAAAGAAUUGUACAUAGCCACCAAGGGGUUCAGGGAAAAGGAGCUUUUGGGAACUGGGGGAUUUGGUAAAGUCUAUAGAGGUAUACUACCCUCCUCUAAAAUUGAGAUUGCAGUGAAGAGGGUAUCACAUGAAUCAAGACAGGGAAUGAAGGAAUUCGUAGCAGAAAUUGUUAGUAUGGGCCGGCUGCGUCACCGGAAUUUGGUCCAACUCUUGGGAUAUUGCAGGCGAAAAGGAGAGCUGCUUUUGGUGUAUGACUACAUGCCUAAUGGAAGCUUGGACAAAUAUCUCUAUGAUCAACCUGCGGUGACUCUUAAUUGGAACCAGAGGUUUAGAGUCAUCAAAGGUGUGGCUGCAGGGUUGUUCUAUCUUCAUGAAGAGUGGGAACAAGUUGUGAUUCACAGAGAUGUGAAGGCCAGUAAUGUGUUGCUAGAUGGGGAACUUAAUGGAAGGCUAGGAGAUUUUGGGCUUGCAAGAUUGUAUGACCAUGGAACUGACCCUCAAACUACUCAUAUAGUUGGAACACUCGGGUACUUAGCCCCAGAGCACACAAGAACAGGCCGCGCCACCACGAACACCGACGUGUUUGCUUUCGGGGCAUUUCUACUCGAAGUUGCUUGCGGAAAAAGGCCAAUUGAGACACAAGGUCCGGAAGAUGUGAUCUUGGUUGAUUUGGUGUUUUCUUGUUGGAAUAGGAGUAACAUCCUUGAGGCAAGGGACCAAAGCUAUGGUACAGAUUUCGUAGCCGAGGAAGUGGAGUUGGUGUUGAAGCUUGGGCUCUUGUGCUCACAUUCGGAGCCGGCGGCAAGGCCUACCAUGCGACAAGUUAAUCAGUACCUAGCCGGUGACGUUGUUUUGCCGGAAGUUUCACUUCUCGGGCUUUCUUCCAGUGGCUUAACGUUUGCCCACCAUGAAGGCUUUGAUGACUUUGCAAUGUCGUAUCAGUCUUCUGUAGGCAAGGGCUUCUCGCAAUCAUCAUAUAUUGCAGAGUCCGCACUACUUUCAGGUGGUCGUUGAUUCCAAGCCAUUCACAGAUUCGGAUUCAGAACCCAUAUUACGCAUGUAUAGAUGCACAUCGCAGUUCAUUGACUGAAUAAUUAUUGUAUCUUAUAUAGCUUUUUAUGACUGCUAAUGAAAAACCAUAUGAAUGUGUAGU
Messenger RNA from Argentina anserina (silverweed cinquefoil), 2475 nucleotides. RefSeq names its product L-type lectin-domain containing receptor kinase IV.1-like. NCBI's taxonomy places the organism in Eukaryota, Viridiplantae, Streptophyta, Magnoliopsida, Rosales, Rosaceae. The transcript is spliced from 2 exons. Gene Ontology annotation, cellular component: plasma membrane. Bases 312 to 2336 code for a protein of 674 amino acids. Gene Ontology annotation, biological process: defense response to oomycetes; protein phosphorylation; defense response to bacterium. Gene Ontology annotation, molecular function: carbohydrate binding; transmembrane receptor protein serine/threonine kinase activity; ATP binding. The record is from RefSeq and is a predicted model, not a curated record.